AUGCUAGGCUACGAAUACAUCUUCCCCCCUCCCGAAGCCGUCGCCCUCCGCCGCCAGCAACUCGACGCCACGGGUUUCCAAGCAUGGCUCUCGCCCUUCGCCCUACUCCUAUGCUCUUAUCUCCUCCGCCGCCCCAGCUCUUCUUCUUCUUCCACAUCACCACCAGCCCCCUCAACCACCGCCAAUAAGCCCCCCACCACCCUCCAAAUGCAAACCCGCCGCCUCACCUGGCUCCUCCACUCCCCCACGCACCGCGAACUCGGCCCCCUCCUCCUCCCCCUUCUGGUCUUCUUCUACACCCUACACCUCCUCCACCUCGCCACCCGCCACACCUCCCCGGACUACCUGCACCUCACCAAAUCCCUCGGGCACGUCGCCGCCUCCCAGCUCCCCUGGCAGUACCUCCUGGCGCUCAAAUCCCCCAACUCGCCCGUCACGCUCGCCACGGGCCUGAGCCACGUGCGCCUGAACGCGCUGCACCGCGUGUUUGGGCGCGUCGUGCAUGGCUUGUUGGCGGCGCAUGCCGUGCUAUACCUGCGGUUCUUUGUGGAGGUGGGCGUGCUGGCGAAGAGAGUGGGAGAUUGGGAUGUUAGGUUGGGGGUGCUGGGGUUUUGGGCGUUUAAUGUGCUGGGGGCGUUGGCGUUGCCGGGGAUGAGGAGGAGGAUGUAUUUCAGCGGGUUUUAUAGGGCGCAUGUGCUGUUAAGUGCGGGGGUGUUGGUGGUGCUGUGGGCGCAUGUGGUGCAUUCGAGGAGGUAUGUGGCGCAGGCGGGGGUGGUGUGGGUGGUAAAUGGGUGGUUGAGGUGGAGGGCCGAGAGGGAGGUGGUAGGGGUUGAGGUGAAGGAGGUGGUGGAGCGGGGAGGGGAGUUGGUGAGGGCGAGGCUUGUGUUGGGUGAAGGGAGAGGGCUUGGGGGUUGGGUGCCCGGCCAGCAUGUUUACUUGCGGAUGGGGGGCUCGCUUGGUCUGCUGGCGAGGAAGAACCCGUUCACGGUUGUGCAGGCUGAUGAGCGGAGUGGGCGGAUCAUGCUCGUUGUUAGGAAGCUGGGGGGCAUGACUGCCGCGUUGGGAGACUCGAAGAGCUCGAAAGAGCUGGGAGAGAUAAAACUCGAGGGUCCGUACGGCGAGGCGGCCGAAUAUCUGCCUCCUAUACUAAGAGCAGGGAAGGGGGCGGGCCAGGUGCUACUGGUCGCGGGCGGCGUGGGGGCCACUUACACCGUGCCCAUCUAUCUCGCUCUGCUGCGCGCGAGGGGCGAUACAUCUGGCGUCAAGAUGCUGUGGUUCGUCAAACUGCAGAGCGAAGUCGACUGGGCCCUCGAACUAUUUAAAGAAGCUGGGAAAGCGCUUGAUAUUGAUGCAUACGUCACGCAAGCGUCCUCAACAUCAACGACACAGCCGAGCGCCGCCACCGGCAUCAAAGGCCUUUCGAUCCAGGCUCUGGGCAAAAGACCAGAUAUUCAAUCUGUCCUCGAGCCGAUUAUCUCGCCGAAAAGUGAUGCAGGGAAUGGAGGGCUGGUGAGCGGCAGCGCUGCCAAGCGCAACCCAGAGGCCGUGAAGAAGAGUUAUGGAAAACUCACGGUGAUGGUAUGUGGGCCGCCGUCACUCUCGAAGAGUCUGCGGAGCGAGGUGGGGAAGCAUGUGAUGGGCUAUGGUCGGGAGGUGGCGUGGUAUGAGGAGCAGUUUGGCUUUGGUGGUUCCUGA
Messenger RNA from Cyphellophora europaea CBS 101466, 1695 nucleotides. RefSeq lists its product as uncharacterized. Bases 1 to 1695 code for a protein of 564 amino acids. Gene Ontology annotation, biological process: copper ion import; iron ion transport; intracellular iron ion homeostasis. The transcript has a single exon. Gene Ontology annotation, cellular component: plasma membrane. The record is from RefSeq and is a predicted model, not a curated record. Lineage: Eukaryota; Fungi; Ascomycota; Eurotiomycetes; Chaetothyriales; Cyphellophoraceae. Gene Ontology annotation, molecular function: ferric-chelate reductase activity.